UUUUUCUUCGCUCUUGACCUUCCAAAAGACAUUACAGCAGCAACACAACAGGGGACAAAACAUCAUCAGCGCAGAGUGGCCGACUCACUCUAAUUUGAAGAGCGUUCUUAUACUGCAUAUAUUUUUUGUCUCGGACUUUUAUCUCUUCGUUUAAGCGCAAUGUCAGACUACGGUGGAGGUGAAGACCACGAUGAUGCUGGAUUUGACUAUGAACCACCCGAGUACGAGUAUAUUGAUAAUGAGCCGGAAGAUUUUGUUGAGCCGGAGCAGACAGAGCAUGCCGAAGGUUAUGCGAUAGUCAAUGGCGACGGCCAGCCUGUGCAGAAUGGCGAAGAGAACAUUGUUUCGGGGGACCCAAACGCGGGCGCAUCCAAAGGAAAGGUCAUGCUGCAGCAAAGAGAGAAAAAGGUGCCCAACGAUCAGCGGACGACAACUCCCUACAUGACCAAAUACGAGCGCGCCCGAGUAUUAGGCACACGAGCGCUACAAAUCAGCAUGAACGCCCCGAUCCUCGUUGACCUCGAGGGAGAAACGGAUCCUCUUCAAAUUGCUCUGAAGGAGCUUGCUCAGAAAAAAAUUCCGCUGAUUGUUAGGAGAUACCUCCCUGAUGGAUGGUAUGAGGACUGGACCUGCGAAGAGUUGCUUUAAGCGCGCAGCUUUACUUUUGCUUUCUAUUUUUAAAUAUGUCAGUGUUGAUUCUGUGUUUUGUUUAAUACCGUGAUGAUUUUCGCAUAGCGGGUGGAGUUUGGGUGUUCCUUUGGGUAUCGCGUUUACGCCCCUGUGAACCCUUUUCAAUGGGCAGGGGGGGGAAAUUGCUUGAAAAGUACAAGGCAAGCGGCUGGACGGUUGCCUUUAUAGUGUGGAUAUAGAUAUUUCAUAGAUCUGUAUAAUGGUUUUCGCUUCUUUCAUUCCCGAUAUAUCAGGGGGCUAUGGGCUUGGUUCAAAAUGCACGUAGGUAUUUCCCAUCCUCAGGUGCCAAAAUCAAUAUGCUCGUGCGAUUCUGAUACGAUGCGAAAUUGUAAUCAUCGAAUUGGUGAUACAAAGACCAUUAUUGAACAUUUAAAAAUAUUACUAUAACCCCUCGUCCUCUAACCUAACGAGGCUUUGGGAUAGGGAGGAUGCUAAGGCAGGUAAUUAGCCCUAACCCUAUCUCACCUCCAACCUCAUUCUCAGAAACCACC
Molecule: messenger RNA, 1181 nt
Organism: Blastomyces gilchristii SLH14081
Lineage: Eukaryota; Fungi; Ascomycota; Eurotiomycetes; Onygenales; Ajellomycetaceae
Product: DNA-directed RNA polymerase I, II, and III subunit RPABC2
Exons: 4
Coding region: 160-648 (162 amino acids)
Biological process (GO): DNA-templated transcription
Cellular component (GO): RNA polymerase III complex; RNA polymerase II, core complex; RNA polymerase I complex
Molecular function (GO): DNA-directed RNA polymerase activity; DNA binding
Source: RefSeq, a predicted model, not a curated record